AUGUGCUACGGCCUCCCGCCUUUAAUUAGUGACGAAGACUGCGUUGCUGGCAUCCCCAGCGAAGUUAAUAUAUAUCCGCCUUCGGGAUCUUCUUCAUUCCUGAUGAUCGAGGAUGAUUUACGCGACAUGUCGACAACGGGAAUCCCGGACGGCAGCAAUACACCGACCACACUACUCACGUAUCAAACAUACAAGUUGCAAUUUUACAUCAUUCUUGGUCAAAUCACAUCCACCCUAUAUCGGCAGCCGCACGGUGGGUUUGACGCUUUUAUGUCGAAAUAUAAAAGCCAGAGACCAGCGCAACCCUCACUUGACUCGAGAGGAAAAUCAAAAGGACUGAUCGAAGCCGUCCAAAGUUUGGAGCUUCAACUGAGCAGGUGGCACAACGAUCUCCCAAAAGCUCUGCGCCUGUCUGAAGACCUGACCUAUCCAGGUUGCAAAGAACCUCUUGACGAGGACGACGACGAAAUCAUCAUUCCGGCUUCCGACGACAUAGAUAAGAGUUCGAGCAAAGUGCGGGAACGCAGGGAGAAGAUCAAGAAUGCCAUAUACGGAAUUCAAGCACUGCUGCUCCAACCGGCAUACGACAACGCACUGAUCUUGCUUCACCGACCAAUCUUGGCGGUCAAGGAUAGUAUCUCACUUGAAAUUUUCCGUCGGUCGGUGACUCCUUGCUGGAAGGCGACCAUGAGAAUAUCGAAAAUCGGCAAACAUCACGCCUUUCGCGAAAAUCAACAAGCCCGUGCGAUAUCUUACGUUGGGAUUCACCUCUUUACGGCUGGGGCAGUCCUGAGCGCAUUUGCCAGCAGUGAUCCAUUGAGCAGGUGGGCAUGGGAGUCGAAGCGAGGGUUGAGCAGGGUCAUCAAGAUGCCACGUCGAUUGCGACGAAAAUUCGUUGUCUCUAGCCAAAGUCUCGGUAUCCUGGAGAAUCUCGCUCAAGAAGUGCUGAGAAGAGAGAUGAAGUCCAUCAUCGCCAAGGACACAGAUGAUGACGAUCCAAAAGGGGUGGCUGAGAUGGCGCAGUACAGCCUGUCGUCGAUCCGUGAAGCUCCGCCGGCAUAUGUGGGCUCACAGUCAAGUGACGGCGUCGAACAGGGGCAACCACCGUAUUGGUCCAAUGCCGUAGAGCAACCUGCCGAGCGUAGCCGGUCAUCAGCUGCGUUGCCGACAAGCCCUCCUAUUGAUCUGGGAAAUAGCCUGUUCCAAGACUCAAUGCUAGAGAUCAAUGAGUCCAUGUUGGAUAUCGAAAGAUGUGGGUAUAAUCCUUUUCCAUUUUCCCCCACCCAUCAUGACCCAACCGGUGCUAAACGUAACAUAGUCCUAGCCGAAUCUCAACUCCCGCUAUGGCCGGACACUGCUAUGGGCGUCACUGGUUCUUCUAUGAAUGAUGACUUCCAGCAAGCAAGGCUUUGGUGGUUCUCUUACGACCAAUGA
Messenger RNA from Rhinocladiella mackenziei CBS 650.93, 1434 nucleotides. RefSeq lists its product as uncharacterized. Bases 1 to 1434 code for a protein of 477 amino acids. Lineage: Eukaryota; Fungi; Ascomycota; Eurotiomycetes; Chaetothyriales; Herpotrichiellaceae. The transcript has a single exon. The record is from RefSeq and is a predicted model, not a curated record.